UUUUUGCUGUGACAGGUGGUGCAUACCGUUUCCCCUUAGAAGCUCUGGAGCUACCAUUAGAUCUUCUAGUUUGAUUUGGAACCUGCAAAAGGUUGGACGAAGAUCUGCAAAAGCUGGGAUUUGGAGUUAACAGCUAUGCUUUGACUUUGCAAAUCCCACGCUUUAGUUCUGCGAAAAUGUUGAGUGUUUGGUUAAGGAUUAAAUUAUGCAGGUUGCUGGGAUCUGUCAGGCUCAGAUAUGUUGUCCUCGAAGAUGGUUGUCAAAUGGAAGGUAAUGCCAGUGAAGUUUUGUCACUCGCUGUGGAGUGGGGACUUAGGAAGGUGAUUGUUUACUAUCAUGACAACCACAACUCUAUUGAUGGUGACAAGGAGAUUGCAUUCACCGAGUGUUGGCAAAUGGGUCGAGGGUCUAUGUUGGCAUGCUGUAUGAGCAAAAAAAUGGUAACACUAAUUAUGAUAUCAAUGCUGUCAUCUAGGAAGCAAAGGAUUUCAAGGACAAGCUACUUUGAUUAA
Rhodamnia argentea is the source of this 512-nucleotide messenger RNA. Its product is annotated as transketolase-like. Gene Ontology annotation, cellular component: cytosol. Lineage: Eukaryota; Viridiplantae; Streptophyta; Magnoliopsida; Myrtales; Myrtaceae. Gene Ontology annotation, molecular function: transketolase activity. Gene Ontology annotation, biological process: pentose-phosphate shunt. The record is from RefSeq and is a predicted model, not a curated record. Bases 177 to 512 code for a protein of 111 amino acids. The transcript is spliced from 4 exons.